UUCAUAUUGUUGAUGAUGGAGUCGGCGGAAACAGGAGCAUGCCUGUGGAUGGUGACAGACCAAAAAAUCUUUGGCAUCCGCAUUGAGAAGUUAGAAAAAUUGGGGAAGAAUGAGGUUAGGGAUUGGAAAUCCCAUCUUGAGCCGGCUCCCUUUGAUUUCCAGUUGGAGCUUCCAGAGCCCGGCAUGUUGUAUCCCUUUAUCUUCCACUCGAAACUUUUCUUACUCGAUGGUCCAACCGAUUCUGGCACCAAGAUCUGCCAAAUCUCCUAUGUCGGCGGCAACAAGUUGGACACAUCUGAGGCGGGCGCAAUCCCUCCGCUACCGACCGACCUUAUCUGUUACAUGGCAAACAUUCAAGAUGACGUUUACUUGGCGGGGUAUCGUAAGACACCGGAAGGAAUGGAGACGGGGUUAUGGGUUUUAAGUUCCCUUUCCGGGGAAUGGGAUUCCUUGUCUAUUCCUCCAACCGUGCUCCCUGAUUUUGGUCGUUCUUGCCCUCUCUGUUUCGUGCUGGAUGAUAAGCUCUUCUUUCAUUGCCGGUCCGCACCAAGCAUUGACUAUGCCUACGACCCCCUAACUCUCAGGUGGGAAAAACCGGAGCGCGCAUUUUCUUCUUCUGAUCGUCAGUUUCACGAACCCCUUGUGCUGGUGUCGUCCCUUGGGGAUGUAGACAAUUGCAGGGUGGUGCUGACAUGGGACUUGAGGAGGCUUCCCUCCGGAGAACAUGUGCAAUAUGACAUACACGCUUUGCUGGUGGAUAAUAAAGAUUAUUGCGUUCGCGGCCAUCAAUUCCUUGAUGAGUUGUGUAAGGCGAUUCAGCCAUCCUACUUUGAUACUCUGUCCACAGGAAUGAACGCUGUUGACCUUGGCAACAGCAAAGUAUGCAUUAUCAUCGGUGGUCUCGCAGAAGGCAUUCCAUCCCUUUGCAUUUUAGUAGUUGAAUUAGGGUUGGUGGAAGGGGAGGAGCAAAGGUUCUUAUCUGUGCGUGUACUCGUGAAUCAAGUCUACGAUACGAUGCCUUACUUAGAGUUAGAGGACAACCGUCUUGAAGUGCUCAACACCUCCUUUAUUUUCUCGCUCAGCAAGGGAAUGCCUCGCAAACAUCCUUACUCCCAAGUAAGUAUGGCCGCCGAACACACUGGACUUGAAGAUUUGAUGUCUCAGUUCCUCCCUGGUCAUAGUGAGGAUAGCUCUGCCACCCAGUCUGCCGAGCAACCGUCCUCCCCCAAUGCCGAGGUGCACUCAGCUCCUCCUCCCCCACCACCGAAAUCUACCGGCCCAAUCGUCACCACUGGUCCGAGCAGCAGUGGAGUGGGGCCUCCUGAGGUCGAGCCGGCUGGAGAGGGUGCCGAUGUCGCUAUAGUCAACAACCCUCGUAAGCGGAAGCCGACCUCUAGUCCUGAGAGGUCGCUUACCGUAAUGGAGAAGAAUUUUGACGCCGGGGGCUUCAUUGACACUCAGCUUAUGCCUGGUACUGACGAAUUCUUCCAUGACAGGGACCUUGGAGCUCAGGCUCAGUGGAUCUACCGAUGCAUGUUAAGGGCUGCGACUAUUGUCAGGAGAGCUGAGCCUAUUCUGACUCAAGCUGGGACGUUGGAUGGGAAGUAUCGCCAAUCCGUUCAGGAGGUUGAGAGCUUGAGAUCGGAGGUCAAGGUCUUGAGAGAGAAGUUAGCUAACUCGGAGGGAAAGGUGAAGACCUCCGACGAAGCGGUCGCCCGUCUUACCGAGCGGGAGAUGACCUUGGAGUCUCAGCUCAACUUCGCUCGUGGCGAGACUUCUGCAGCCCAGGCCAAGGUUACUGCUCUGGAGGCCAAGCUUGAAGAGGUCGAGAAGUCGGCCAAGAGCGCUAAGGAUGAAGUCGCCGGGCUGAUGGGAGAGGUUGCCGGUUUGAAGAAGAAGAAUAAGGACACAGUGAAGAAGGCAAGGGAAGUGAUCAAUGGGACCGAGGAGGCGAUUAAGGCCCAGGUCAAGCUGCUUUCUCCCGACUUUGACAUUUCUGCAAUUGGGGCUUUCAAAACUAUUCGGGAUGUUUGUGUGGAUCUCUUGAACUCUUGUGUAAUUUCCUUAACUGAUUUAUCGUUUUGCUUAUUGGGCCUUCUAACAAGUUGCCACCAAGAUCAAGGGUGUGAAGAUUGGUUAGUUGUGAAGUUGAAAAUCCAGUGGAAUAUGUUUGAUGAUGUGAAUAGGUUAGCGGAGAGACGAAGAUCAACAAGAGAAGAUGAAGAAUUCACAAUGGAAGUAAAUGACACGAGAAAAGUUGUAUCCAUAAGACUGGAAUUUGACAAAUCAAGCUCUUCAAGGUUGGAGCCAAAGUUAAAAUUGGCUUGA
Molecule: messenger RNA, 2328 nt
Organism: Arachis ipaensis
Lineage: Eukaryota; Viridiplantae; Streptophyta; Magnoliopsida; Fabales; Fabaceae
Source: RefSeq, a predicted model, not a curated record